CCGGAAGUGACGUGCGGGUCCGCUGAUCAGCCUCACCCCCUGUGCUGCUUGCUCUCGGUGUGUAUAUCUGUGCUGGCAGGGAUGGGGUUAAUGCACACACACAGUGCCAUGGAGACAGGUUCCAUUCCUGCCAUGUGCUCUGACUAUGGCACUAUCACAUGUAACGUGUGGCUCUCACUGGGGACAUGUUUACAGACCAUAUGGUUCAUAACACACAGGGUAUCUAUCCUCUCUGCAUCCGGGUAGGACUAAUAUCACACACUGAGGGGAGAGGGGGGCUAGCUAGGCACUGAGACACUGUGUGUAAUAAUAUAUAAUAAUAUUUAUAUAACUUCACUGUGUACUACAGGAGCCUGGUAUAUAAUCACACACUGAGGGGGGCUAGCUAGCCACUGAGACACUGUGUGUAAUAAUAUAUAAUAAUAAUAUUUAUAUAACUUCACUGUGUACUACAGGAGCCUGGUAUAUAAUCACACACUGAGGGGAGAGGGGGGCUAGCUAGCCACUGAGACACUGUGUGUAAUAAUAUAUAAUAAUAAUAUUUAUAUAACCUCACUGUGCACUACAGGAGCCUGGUAUAUAAUCACACACUGAGGGGAGAGGGGGGCUAGCUACUGAGACACUGUGUGUAAUAAUAUAUAAUAAUAUUUAUAUAACCUCACUGUGCAUUACAGGAGCCUGGUAUAUAAUCACACACUGAGGGGGGCUAGCUAGCCACUGAGACAGUGUGUGUAAUAAUAUGUAAUAAUAUAUAAUAAUAUUUAUAUAACCUCACUGUGCACUACAGGAGCCUGGUAUAUAAUCACACAGUGAGGGGGCUAGCUAGCCACUGAGAUACUGUGUGUAAUAAUAUAUAAUAAUAUUUAUAUAACCUCACUGUGCACUACAGGAGCCUGGUAUAUAAUCACACACUGAGGGAGGCUAGCUAGCCACUGAGACACUGUGUGUAAUAAUAUAUAAUAUAAUAUCACUGUGCACUACAGGAGCCUGGUAUAUAAUCACACACUGAGGGGGGCUAGCUAGCCACUGAGACACUGUGUGUAAUAAUAUAUAAUAAUAUUUAUAUAACCUCACUGUGCACUACAGGAGCCUGGUAUAUAAUCACACACUGAGGGGGGCUAGCUAGCCACUGAGACACUGUGUGUAAUAAUAUAUAAUAAUAUUUAUAUAACCUCACUGUGCACUACAGGAGCCUGGUAUAUAAUCACACACUGAGGGGGGCUAGCUAGCCACUGAGACACUGUGUGUAAUAAAUAUAUAAUAAUAUUUAUAUAACCUCACUGUGCACUACAGGAGCCUGUAUAUAAUCACACACUGAGGGGGGCUAGCUAGGCACUGAGACACUGUGUGUAAUAAUAUAUAAUAAGAAUAUUUAUAUAACCUCACUGUGCACUACAGGAGCCUGGUAUAUAAUCACACACUGAGGGGAGAGGGGGGCUAGCUACUGAGACACUGUGUGUAAUAAUAUAUAAUAAUAUUUAUAUAACCUCACUGUGCAUUACAGGAGCCUGGUAUAUAAUCACACACUGAGGGGGGCUAGCUAGCCACUGAGACAGUGUGUGUAAUAAUAUGUAAUAAUAUAUAAUAAUAUUUAUAUAACCUCACUGUGCACUACAGGAGCCUGGUAUAUAAUCACACAGUGAGGGGGCUAGCUAGCCACUGAGAUACUGUGUGUAAUAAUAUAUAAUAAUAUUUAUAUAACCUCACUGUGCACUACAGGAGCCUGGUAUAUAAUCACACACUGAGGGAGGCUAGCUAGCCACUGAGACACUGUGUGUAAUAAUAUAUAAUGAUAUGUAUAUAACCUCAGUGUGCACUGCAGGAGCCUGGUAUAUAAUCAGACACUGAGGGGGGCUAGCUAGCCACUGAGACACUGUGUGUAAUAAUAUAUAAUAAUAUUUAUAUAACCUCACUGUGCACUACAGGAGCCUGGUAUAUAAUCACACACUGAGGGGGGCUAGCCACUGAGACACUGUGUGUAAUAAUAUAUAAUAAUAUUUAUAUAACCUCACUGUGCAUUACAGGAGCCUGGUAUAUAAUCACACACUGAGGGGGGCUAGCUAGCCACUGAGACACUGUGUGUAAUAAUAUAUAAUAAUAUUUAUAUAACCUCACUGUGCACUACAGGAGCCUGGUAUAUAAUCACACACUGAGGGGGGCUAGCUAGCCACUGAGACACUGUGCUUAAUAAUAUAUAAUAAUAUUUAUAUAACCUCACUGUGCACUACAGGAGCCUGUUAUAGAAUCACACAGUGAGGGGGGCUAGCUAGCCACUGAGAUACUGUGUGUAAUAAUAUAUAAUAAUAUUUAUAUAACCUCACUGUGCACUACAGGAGCCUGGUAUAUAAUCACACACUGAGGGAGGCUAGCUAGCCACUGAGACACUGUGUGUAAUAAUAUAUAAUGAUAUGUAUAUAACCUCACUGUGCACUGCAGGAGCCUGGUAUAUAAUCAGACACUGAGGGAGGCUAGCUAGCCACUGAGACACUGUGUGUAAUAAUAUAUAAUAAUAUUUAUAUAACCUCACUGUGCACUACAGGAGCCUGGUAUAUAAUCACACACUGAGGGGGGCUAGCCACUGAGACACUGUGUGUAAUAAUAUAUAAUAAUAUUUAUAUAACCUCACUGUGCAUUACAGGAGCCUGGUAUAUAAUCACACACUGAGGGGGGCUAGCUAGCCACUGAGACACUGUGUGUAACAAUAUAUAAUAAUAUUUAUAUAACCUCACUGUGCACUACAGGAGCCUGGUAUAUAAUCACACACUGAGGGGGCUAGCUAGCCACUGAGACACUGUGCUUAAUAAUAUAUAAUAAUAAUAUUUAUAUAACCUCACUGUGCAUUACAGGAGCCUGGUAUAUAAUCACACACUGAGGGGGGCUAGCUAGCCACUGAGAUACUGUGUGUAAUAAUAUAUAAUAAUAUUUAUAUAACCUCACUGUGCACUACAGGAGCCUGGUAUAUAAUCACACACUGAGGGGGGCUAGCUAGCCACUGAGACACUGUGUAUAAUAAUAUAUAUAUAACAUCACUGUGCACUGCAGGAGCCUGGUAUAUAAUCACACACUGAGGGGGGCUAGCCACUGAGACACUGUGUGUAAUAAUAUAUAAUAAUAUUUAUAUAACCUCACUGUGCACUACAGGAGCCUGGUAUAUAAUCACACACUGAGGGGGGCUAGCUAGCCACGGAGACACUGUGUGUAAUAAUAUAUAAUAAUAUUUAUAUAACCUCACUGUGCACUACAGGAGCCUGGUAUAUAAUCACACACUGAGGGGGGCUAGCUACUGAGACACUGUGUGUAAUAAUAUAUAAUAAUAUUUAUAUAACCUCACUUUGUCCUACAGGAGCCUGAUAUAUAAUAACACACUGAGGGGGGCUAGCUAGCCAAUGAGACACUGUGUGUAAUAAUAUAUAAUAAUAUUUAUAUAUAACCUCACUGUGCAUUACAGGAGCCUGGUGUAUAAUCACACACUGAGGGGGGCUAGCUAGCCACUGAGACACUGUGUGUAAUAAUAUAUAAUAAUAUUUAUAUAUAACCUCACUGUGCAUUACAGGAGCCUGGUGUAUAAUCACACACUGAGGGGGGCUAGCUAGCCACUGAGACACUUUGUGUAAUAAUAUAUAAUAAUAAUAAUAUUUAUAUAUAACCUCACUGUGCACUACAGGAGCCUGGUGUAUAAUCACACACUGAGGGGGGCUAGCUAGCCACUGAGACACUGUGUGUAAUAAUAUAUAAUAAUAUUUAUAUAACCUCACUGUGCACUACAUGAGCCUGGUAUAUAAUCACACACUGAGGGGGGCUAGCUAGCCACUGAGACACUGUGUGUAAUAAUAUAUAAUAAUAUUUUAUAUAACCUCACUGUGCACUACAGGAGCCUGGUAUAUAAUCACACACUGAGGGGGGCUACCCACUGAGACACUGUGUGUAAUAAUAUAUAAUAAUAUUUAUAUAACCUCACUGUGUACUACAGGAGCCUGGUAUAUAAUCACACACUGAGGGGGGCUAGCUAGCCACUGAGACACUGUGUGUAAUAAUAUUUAUAUAACCUCACUGUGCACUACAGGAGCCUGGUAUAUAAUCACACACUGAGGGGGGCUAGCUAGCCACUGAGACACUGUGUGUAAUAAUAUUUAUAUAACCUCACUGUGCACUACAGGAGCCUGGUAUAUAAUCACACACUGAGGGGGGCUAGCUAGCCACUGAGACACUGUGUGUAAUAAUAUAUAAUAAUAUUUAUAUAACCUCACUGUGCACUACAGGAGCCUGGUAUAUAAUCACACACUGAGGGGGGCGAGACACUGUGUGUAAUAAUAUAUAAUAAUAUUUAUAUAACCUCACUGUGCACUACAUGAGCCUGGUAUAUAAUCACACACUGAGGGGGGCUAGCCACUGAGACACUGUGUGUAAUAUAUAAUAAUAUUUAUAUAACCUCACUGUGCACUACAGGAGCCUGGUAUAUAAUCACACACUGAGGGGGGCUAGCUAGCCACUGAGACACUGUGUGUAAUAAUAUAUAAUAAUAUUUAUAUAACCUCACUGUGCACUACAGGAGCCUGGUAUAUAAUCACACACUGGGGGGGGCGAGACACUGUGUGUAAUAAUAUAUAAUAAUAUUUAUAUAACCUCACUGUGCACUACAUGAGCCUGGUAUAUAAUCACACACUGAGGGGGGCUAGCCACUGAGACACUGUGUGUAAUAUAUAAUAAUAUUUAUAUAACCUCACUGUGCACUACAGGAGCCUGGUAUAUAAUCACACACUGAGGGGGGCUAGCUAGCUACUGAGACACUGUGUGUAAUAAUAUAUAAUAAUAUUUAUAUAACCUCACUGUGCACUACAGGAGCCUGGUAUAUAAUCACACACUGAGGGGGGCUAGCUAGCCACUGAGACACUGUGUGUAAUAAUAUAUAAUAAUACUUAUAUAACCUCACUGUGCACUACAGGAGCCUGGUAUAUAAUCACACACUGAGGGGGGCUAGCUACUAUCUACUGAGAAACUGUGUGUAAUAAUAUAAUAUUAAUCUAUAUAAGAUGUUCAAUAAUAAUCUCCAGCCUGUUGUGUGGUAUGUUUACACUAUAGAGUAGCUUACGAGCCAUCUAAGGUGAAAAGCAAGCAAACAAAUCUAGUAAUAUUAAAACAAGGAAAAUAACCUUAAUUGUAUUCAAUCAAAUGGUUAAUAUGGCCACCUUUGUAAAGUAUUGUGUUAAAGCUAUAUGUGUGGCAGAAUUUUCAGAUGGGACCCCUAUCAAUAGAAGUUGACCUGUUUUUAGUUAAUGGUUCAUCCUUAAAUAAUUUGCUUUCUUGCCCACACAGGUUGUUUGAUUAUAUUUGAUCCUGAAAAUACAUAGAACAUGGGCGCCGCAUCAUGAUGUCAGAUCAGGAGGCUACCACUUGCCUGGCGCUCCACUCCGAAGAGGAGCCACCAGCUGACAUUGGCAUGGAGCAAGGAGAUGCUAAACCUGAAGUGGAGGGUGCAAAAUCACUCACAGCGAGCACUUUGGUACCAGUGACAGAGCUUGACGCAACACCAAAUACAGAGAAGCAGGAGAUUGAGUUGAAUGAUCCUGCAGUUCUGGAAUGGAUGGUACAGACCGAUAAAACAUCAGAAAAUGAAAAUCACAAUGGUAUGCUGUUUACAAGCACAAGAAUAGCAUAAAUGGGUAUUCUCAACCAUUUUAGGAUUAAAGUACGCUUAAAUUAGAGAAAAAUCUCCAACCCACAUCUACUUUUUCUUUAAUUUUGUAAUAUUUCAGACUUGUACCUGCCCUUCAUACGUUAGUAUUAUUUGUGUAAAAAAAAAAAAAAAUGGGCUUUGGUGCAAUGUCAUCAUCAAUUAUAUGCUGUUGCUUGAUGUUCUACCCACCCCUCCCUCCCGGUGUGUCGCCCCCUCCCCCUAUUUCUAUAUAUUUUUGUAUUUUUUAUUAUUGGUUUCUUUUCUGUCUAUCCUUCAUGUUUAAUUCCAAGAGAGUGUGAGAGCUUAUUAUAUCUGGUUUAAUUUCUAUAUUUUACUACUUUAUUUGUCUAUCUGCCCGGUUCAGGGUUAUUUUACCCUCUUUAUUUCUUUACACUUUGUCUGAGGGAGAAAAACUAAGAUCUUUAUGUGGGACGCCGACAGCUUAAUAGGUCAUCCAGUCUAUUUAUCCAUGAAUCCCAGUCUUCUAUCUGUUUAUAUCUAUUUCCCAAGUUUACUAGUAUACCUCUUUCCAUUCUUGCUUGCAAAGUUACUUGUUUUAUUAAUUCAUUAAUAUUUGGAAUUGUAUCUGCUUUCCAAUUUCUUGCAAGGAGUAAUAUAGCUGCAGUCAUAAUAUGUAAUGUCACCAUUGAUGUUUUCUGUGUCAUUUCUGGCCAGUUCAAGUUUAAUAGAACACCCACAUCUACUUGUUGUUCUUAAUACCUUUUUAUGAGCAGUUUAAAAAUCUCAGUUACUUGAAGCCUUGCUAGAAAGACUUGUAUACUCGUAUCCAAAUUGACAUAUUCGCUUUAAUUACUGCUCGAUAAGCACUUCCGAUUUUAAUAAUUACACUUGUUAAAAAUAAAUAAAUAAAUAUAUAUAUAUAUAUUUUUAACAAGUGUAAUUAUUAAAAUCGGAAGUGCUUAUCGAGCAGUAAUAUAUAUAUAUGUAUGUAUGUAUAUAUAAUAUAUAUAUGUAUGUGUAAAGUAAUGUUAGCACUCCAAGGACUUCGAAAAUAUCGUGAAAAAAACGUAGCUUUUUAUUCAGGCAUCUGCCACAGAAGAUCAACGUUUCAGUUCUCUAAGGAACUUUUGUCAGGAUAACCCACAAGUCCAUUAACAUAAUCAAUAAACUGUAUACAGGCUGUACUCACAAUUAACCCCUGGUCUGGUUGCUGCUGCUGCUGCAAAAAAAGGGAAUGGUCAGUUUAACGGUCUGCACCUCCUGAUUUAGUGAGUAAACCCCACAGUAUUGUAAAACCUGACUAACCUGCGCCCUCUAUUAAAUGUAAAUAUGGAGAGAAACUGUCAGUUAUUGCAAUAUUGUUAGUUAUCUGCAUUUUUAAAAAUGCAAACAGGUUGCAGGUUCUCAAAGCAGAAAAUGUGACCAUUUUUAAUUAUAUAGCUUUUGUUAAAGGGACACUAUAGUCACCAGAACAACUACAGCUUAUUGUAUUUGUUCUGGUGAGUAGAAUCAUUACCUUCAGGCUUUUUGCUGUAAACACUGCCUUUUCAGAGAAAAAGCAGUGUUUACAUUACAGCCUAGUGAUAACUUCACUGGCCACUCCUCAGAUGGCUGUUAGAGAUCCUUCCUGGGUCAUGGCUGCCUAACAUGCAUCCAAAUUCAGUAUGUCCUCCCUCUGCAUGCAGACACUGAACUUUCCUCAUAGAGAUUCAUUGAUUCAAUUCAUCUCUAUGAGUAGAUGCUGAUUGGCCAGGACUGUGUUUGAAUCAUGCUGGCUCUGCCUCUUUGUCAGUCUCAGCCAAUCCUAUGGGGAAGCAUUGUGAUUGGAUCAGGCCACCACUUCUGAUGUCAGCAGAUAGCUUGUUUUUUUUAGGCAAACAGCAUGCAGAUCUACAGCUUCAGGCUUUAAUACAGUAAGAUUUUGCUAUAUUUAUGGAGCCAUGAGGGAUCCAGGGGGGCUAGAUGGUGGUUUUAGGGUCAGGAAUACAUGUUUGUAUAUAGUGAUCCUUUAAAUCUACUGUUGCAAAAUAUGUACGUGAGCUUUACUGCUAAUUUUUAGGAACCUUUGUCAAGUAUUGUAAGGUAAGUGUUAUCAAACCUCUAAUGCUUUUUUUUAGUGUACCAUAUUUUUUUGUUCUGUAAAAGAGGAAUACAUUCAAAGCUGAUUUCUGUUAACCUGCAUAAUUUUAAUAUUCUGGCAUUCACGAGCAACGUAUCCAUAUGUUUGUUGUUGGUUUCAAAGCUGGCUAGGGAUCCGGCAGUUCAAGUAAAUGUUACUUCAAAAAAUAACCUGUGCUUUAGUAAUGAAAUGGUUAAAAUGUGUAAUGUGUCCUAAAUGUUGUGAAGUGCACGGUGAGAUAAUAUUGUAUUGAAAUACAGUUAAAGGAACACUCUAGUGUGAAAAUUGGAGAUAAGGGUUACAAACCUAUGGGACAUGGAUGGAAAUUGCCUUGAUAAACCAAUCCUACUCUUAAAGUGCCCUUGGUGUCAUGAUGCUGUGCACGAGGACGCUGAACAUGAACACUUUAGAACAUCAAAUGUGCGUAGAAGCAUGUUUUUGGACAACAUUGCUGUUUUGCAUUUUCUGAGAAAAAGGACAGAACAAUUUAAGCACCUCAACCACUACAGCUUAAAGGACCACUAUAGUGCCAGGAAAACAUACUCGUUUUCCUGGCACUAUAGUGCCCUGAGGGUGCCCCCACCCUCAGGGUCCCCCUCCCGCCUGGCUCUGGAAGGGGGAAAGGGGUUAAAACUUACCUUUUUCCAGCGCUGGGCGGGGAGCUCUCCUCCUCCCCGUCGGCUGAAUGCGCACGCGCGCCAAGAGCUGCGCGCGCAUUCAGCCGGUCGCAUAGGAAAGCAUCCUCAAUGCUUUCCUAUGGACACUUGCGUGCUCUCACUGUGAUUUUCACAGUGAGAAUCACGCAAGCGCCUCUAGCGGCUGUCAAUGAGACAGCCACUAGAGGAUUUGGGGGAAGGCUUAACCCAUUCAUAAACAUAGCAGCUGGGCUGAGAUCAUCAUCAUUGAUGAUCUCAGCUGGGCUGAGCCCUGUGUGUUCCGGAGGGUAAAUUGUAUUUCCUGGACAUGGCAGCACUACAGGGUUAUAUGUUUGUUUCUACCUGUUGAGUGGUUUUGGUUCAUAAAGUGUGCUUUUUUUUUUUUAUAAGCUUACAUCUGGUGCAUAGUAAUUUACUUUAGAGUGCAGAUUAUGUGUUUCUGUUUUGUGCAGUUUCUGGAGGUCUGGUAUAAACCUACUGAUGAUGUGUAGAAAAUUAGAAUCUGGAUACGUUUGACAUUAUAUUAACCAACCAUGCCCUAAACCAAUAUGUUUUAAAAAAAGGUUUUUAAUAUUUGUAGAAUUUGUUUUCAUCUCACUGUGAUUCAAAUAUGCUCUAAAGUCUCCACAGGAUUGUAUAUAAUGUUUUGCAUUAACAGAAUUCAUAUGCAAUCUCUGCUUCACACGGUUAAUGUACCAACUUCUACUAUUGCAAGAUUUGCAUAGUCUCCUGCAGAGUUUCAUUUACACACAGUAUUUAUACAUGUCCUUAUGCCCUAUUUGGUACACUUUACCCACAAUUCCAGAUAUGUACCGCAACCAUGGCUUCAACAGAGUCUGCUGCCAGCACCAAAUUUUAAUAAGCCCCCUAUAAGCUAAUACAUAAGCUAAUGCUUCUCCUCCACAUCGGAAUUAACUGUUUUUCCUUACACCAUAUUUACAUAGGCUGUUGCCCUUCAAAAGGAUUCAUAUAUGAUCUUGUUCCUUGGCAGAAUGUUUCCAUGUUGUCAUGCAUGUAGUACAUAUUUAUACUGUUCCUGCUGGUGUUUAAAUGUCCAUGUUCCAAUCACCUGAAUAUUGUACUAUGUACUAUCGAUUCAGAAAUUGGUUCUAAUUUAAUUCUGUACAAAGCGGCUUUAAUAUUUAACAAGGAUUUACCAAAUGUUAUUGGGGUAUUUUGUACUAGAAUUGUGCACCUACUCUCACCAUCACACCGUGACCAUAUUACAAAAGCGCAAUAUAAGCAUUCUCUGUAGCUCUUUUGAUGUGUCUUUUAAUAAGUGCCUUUAUAACAGGAAAUACGUCAUGUUUGGGAAGCUGAGUCAAUGUAAUUUUUUUUUCUAUUUUUGAUGUAUUUACAAUUUGCACUGGAGUUCCUACUGUGGAUAUGUUUUAAUAUUUGAACGAUAAAAGAAGAAGCUCUUAUCUGUCGGCAAUCUGUUCAUAUUGACUUAUUUUGAUGUGAGCCAUUUAUGUUCUGAUUCUGUCUUGUGCUAGAUCUUCUGUGGAGGGACUGGGAAGACCUGUAUGAACUAGACAGUACUAGCAAGGAGCUGUUUGACUUCACUAUCUUAUCCUACAAUAUCCUCUCCCAGGACCUGGUGGAACAGAACCCCACUCUGUAUACCCACUGCUCCCCUAUUAUUCUGGGCUGGGAUUACCGAUGGCAGAGCAUCCUACAAGAGCUUCAACACUGGGAUGCAGAUGUGAGUAACACAGUCUAGAACACACUGCAUAGGAUACAGUGUAACUGUGCAUACACAGGUUAUAGAGUCUAUAUCCCUAUAAUAUUUAUAAAUACCCAGAAUGACUGAUUUUCACAUGAAAGCUCGAAUUAUAAUGUCUGCUCUACUGUCCGUAAACCCCUGCUUUUUUUCCUCUGGCUUCCGACAUGCAGUAUGUCAAUGCUACCUGUAUGCCAUUUUUGUUGCUCUGUCCCCUUUUUUUCCUCCACCUGUCUUUUUUAUCUAUCCAUGACUAGUAUGUCUGCAGUGGUGCGAGCAAGUUUAUGGACCCUUCAGAAUUAUCUAUAUUCCUGUAUUACUUGGAUCUAAAAUGUGAUCUGAUCCAAAUCCUAAUAAAGAGAAUCUAGUUAAACAACAUUCAUAGUGUUUGUUGGAAAGAUUAUCUGUACCUUUUAGAUUCCGUAACUAAAUAUUUGCGGUACCAUCUGUCAGUUGAUUGUGCACAUUGGCUUUGCAGUGUUGCGUACUGUUCCCGUGUACAGGAUGGCUUCCAAACAUUGAUUUUUCCACGCCUCCUUACAACAGCUGGCUUCUGAUUUUGAAAUAGCAUUCCAGUUGGGUUAACUAUGGAUUCAGACCAUUCCAUUCGAUUUUUUUUUCUACUGCCUUGGAUUUGUGUGUGUUAAAGAGUGUUUUUUUUUGUUGUUUUUUUGUGUGAACUAAAUUCUGUUAAGUUUCAAGAAACAUUAAUCAAAGCAAGAGUGUUAAAUACCACCAGCUGCCUGUUGAAAAAGUUCUAUACCUGAACUAUUUUUGCUUUUUGCUGUUCCGUUCUCAAACAGGCUCCCGUAUCCUCUGCUGUAGCAUUUGAAUAAUUCCAAAAUAAUUGCUAUCUAAACACUGAAAGUAAACCUUGGUGGCAAAGUACAGUACUUUCAAAAAUAUUACACACCUGCUGCCAGUGGGCUGCCAAGCAUAACAUUUCUUGUUUAUUUCAAAAAGUUCUACUUUCAUACACUUUCCCCUAACAUAACGUUUACCAGUAUUCCUCUUGAUUAUACAGGUAGUCCUUAGAUGAGGUGAAAGGCCACCAUGUCCUUUUUUUAGAGCAGUGUUGCCCACUUGGCAUCAUCCCAUACACAGUAUUCACAUGUACUUUAUGGUCGGUUAUGGCCUUAACCAAUGCAGGAAAGGGAUGCCUACAAGUCCUGUUGCUUUCAUGUCAGCUUUAUAGCCAAUCCCGACUGGGAGAACAAUGAUGUUGAACUUCCUCCUUUUAAAUAUCUGGAUUGGAGAAGGCCUAUAUCUACAGCAGUAGUUUUGGAACAAGAACUUUUCUUGUGUUCUUGAGUUACUCCGAGAUCUUUUGAUCAGUUCAUUAUUCUCUUCUCAGGUCUGGCGUGAAGACUAUACUGUGAUGUUAACAACCAAUGUCUGUGUUUAGUUUAUAAGGAAGGACCCAUAAUGAACAAAUGAUUGAGUGAGAUGUUCCAGUCAGUGAGAUGACAAACUAUCCCCUCAAAGAGUUAAUUGUUCUGGGGGUUCUCCAAAGUCUGUUAAUGUUGAAUCAAUGUGUUAAUUAAGCACAUGGUAUUAUUUGUCUAACAUGAUUCUGUUUAUCUAAUCUUGGAACUUGGUUAACGAUCAGAUCACAUUUGCCUUAAAAAAAAAAAAAGAAAGAUAAUCUUUCCUUUCAUCACUCUAUAUAGAACGCAUUAAUUAGAUUAUUGUGUCCUCCAGGUUCUCUGCCUGCAGGAGGUGCAGGAAGAUCAUUACAGGGAACAGGUGCAGCCCAGCCUGUCUGCAUUGGGUAAUAUCUUACAUUCUAACAUUAAACACUGCACUGCUGUGAUGGUGCUAUGAAUGCACUGCUUGUCUCCGUACCGUGAGAGAUGGAAUGUACUGAAUGCCUGGUCUAUCUGUUCAGGGUGUUGCAGGAAAGUGCUCUAAACUCCCUGAAUCCAAGGGCUGUACUGAGAAUGUGCUGAAUGCUCCUUUUCUGUCUUCUCUAAGUACAGUGAGAGUCAGAAUGCUUUCAGUACUCCCUGUUUGUCUUACCGGGUUCCAAUGUGAGAGAGUGUUCUAAAACUGUCUAUCUCCUCCGGGUACACUGAGACAGUGUUCAGAUUGCUUGCUAUCUUUCUCCUCUGGGUAUACUGAAAGUGUUCAGAAUGCUUCCUGUCUGUCUUAUAGUUUUUCUUUUUGUACGAAAUUAGACCAGAAAAUGGUCUAAAUUCUGCUUGUAUAUCCCAUUGGGGUACACUGAGUGCCCUGAACUCUCCUUGUCUGUCUCCUUGGGGUACAGUGAAGUGGGCUUUUCUGAAUGCUCCCUAUCUAUUUCCUCUGUGCACAUUAAGAGCGAUUGUGCAGAAUGCUUACUGCCUGCCUUGUCAGUGUGCAGUGAGAAGAAUAUGCACUAAACUCCCUGUCUCCUCAGGUUACAGCUGCCACUACAAACGCCGGACAGGCAGAAAAACCGAUGGUUGCUGUACAUGCUUCAAGCUUUCACGGUUUACUCUUCUUCAUGAGAGACAUGUCGAGUAUUUCCGUCCAGGGAUUCAAGUGCUGAAUCGGGACAAUAUUGGGCUUGUUCUUCUCCUGAGCCCCAUACUCAAAGAAGGUUUAGAAAAGAGUCCCCACGCACUGUGUGUGGCCAAUACUCACCUCCUUUUCAACCCCAGGAGAGGGGAUAUCAAACUGGCACAGUUGGCAUUGCUACUAGCAGAAGUGGACAAAAUAUCCCAGACAUCAGAUGGCGCCCAUCACCCCAUUCUACUCUGUGGAGAUCUGAAUGCCACUCCCGGCUCUCCACUUUAUCGAUUUAUACGCAAUGGGAUUCUGAAUUACAAGAAUCUGCCUGCCUGGAAGGUGAACCUUUUCACAUUUAUUUAAAAACCUGAAUCCAGUUUUUGUUUUUAUGUUUGAGUCUGAUAACACUUAUUUUCCACCCAGGUUUCCGGUCAGGAGAAGUUUUGUCCUACACUACACCCUUGGAUACUUUCUGCUCCUCUUUGGCCAGAUGCGUUGGGUAUCUCCGAUCACUGUCAAUUUGCUGUAAACCUUAGAAAAACAGGUUAGACAUCAAUAUGGAUACUUGGCAUCCUGAGAGAGACAUUGCAUAGUUCAAAAAGGGAAGCAUUGCCAUAGAUGACAAUGUGUGACGAUUGGUUUCCAGAAAAAAAAAAAUAUCUAAUUAAAUAUACUUAGAUGAGAGGAUUCUUUAUUAAAGGGACACUAUAGUCACCAGAACAACUACAGCUUAUUGUAUUUGUUCUGGUGAGUAUAAUCAUUCCCUUCAGGCUUUUUGCGUAAACACAGUUUUUUCAGAGAAAAUUAAAUGUUUACAUUACAGUCUAGGGUUACCUCCACUGGCCACUCCUCAUAUGGCUGCUAGAGGUGCUUCCUGGGGCAGUGCUGCACAGUGCACAGUGUGCAGCACUACCAUACAGUGUCUCCGUUCUCUGCAUGGAGACACUGAACUUUCCUUAUAGAGAUGCAUUCAUCCAAUGCAUCUUUACGAGGAGAUGACUAUUGGCCAGGGCUGUGUUUGGCUUGUGCUGGCUCUGCCCCUGAUCUGCUUCCUUGAUAGUCUCAGCCAUUCCUAUGUGAAAGCAUUGUGAUUGGCUCAGAAUACCACUUCUGAUGUCAGCCAUGCAGACAGAUCAGAGGUAGAUCCAUCAGCAGCAGACUGGAGUAAAGGUAAGAUUAUACUAUAUUUAUGGAGGUCAAGGGGGAGGCCACGGGGUGCUAGAUGGUGUUUAACACUACAGAGUCAGGAAUACAUGUUUGUCUUUAAGUCAUACACACAAGCUGAAUCACUUUGCAAUGGUAUUUUAUGUGUAUUUGCACUUUGUCAUACACAAAGUGUACGUGCAUUAUAAAUGUCAUGCUGUAUGGGGGUCUUGUAAAUGGUCAUUCUGGAUGGUUUAUGUACAGGUGUACUGUAUAGGGAACUAGUAAAGUGAGUCACACUGUGAGAUGUGUUAUUAGUUAGGUGACACUGCAAUGGGGGUGUAGAAUGACUUUGGGAAAAGGUUAGGGGGAAAAAAAAAAAGUUUAAAAACGUUCCUGUUUCAGAUAGACUUGUAUACACCCGCGAGCAGAUCUUACACCUGAGAUUCUGUGAGUGUGCCCUUCAACGUCCACCUGAACUUUGCCUGAUUGUUGGAGUGACUGACCGACAACCUGGUAAGGAUUUUAAAAAGGGGUUUGGGGUUACCCAUAUGUUGGCCUCUCUCACUCUAUUUUCUCUCAGAUCCCGACACAGAAACUGUACACAUUGCCCCACCUAUGAUAUUUGCUAACAGCCAAACUCCAGUCUUCAGGUAUGAACAUAGUAUUGUAGCAGCUACUUGUAACGGUGGUGUUUAGGACUACUACAGUUUUGUGUUGUUUUCAGGUCUCUGCCUAUACUGCAGCACAAUUUGCUCCUGACCUCUGUGUACAGUCACUUUCUUGUAGCCAAAGGUCGCCCAGAGGUGACUACUAUUCCGUUGGGUAUUGGCAGCACGGUGGAUUACAUUUUCUAUUCUGCAGAACCUCUUGUUGAGGACAACACAAGCCACGGUGAGUCCACCAAUCUGGCACUAGCCAGUUGAUGCCAUCUCUGAUAUUAAAGUAAAAAAUACUUUAAUUGGUUUUUGUGUCUCUAAUUGGUAAGAUUCUGCUGUGUUCCUACUGUACUCCUUUCAGGCGUGCGUUUCUAUCAAGACAGCAAACUGAAACUCCUGGGACGACUGUGUCUUCUCUCCGAAAAUGACUUGUGGCCUGCUCACGGCCUCCCAAACCAAUUCUACUGCUCAGACCACCUGUGUUUGCUUGCUCGCUUUGCUCUGGACAUUUCUGUACCCUAAUGGUGAAAAUGUCAUAAUCUUCUACUCGUCCUACCUUACAAACUUUGGGGUAGAGGGGUUUGUGCACCAACAUGUACUGCACGGCUGUCACUACAUGUGUGAACUCAAAGAGAGAAACUACCAACCAUUCAUUUUAAAGCUUUGUUUUUAAGGAUGUUCUGUCUGACAUGUAAGGUUGCCACAUUGUCAUUUUUUGUGAGGCACUUAUAAUUUCCUAGGGCUGUGGAAAUUAAAAAAAACAUUUUCAAAAAAAUAAUCUUAUUUUCCAAAGGACUAAGGCAGUAGCCCAUUCUCUGUCUGUCAUGACAGUCUACUUGUCCUGACACACAGAAUAAUUUCAGUUUUGGGCACUUGCCUAACGUCCAGGACAUUGACAGGGUUUUCCCAAAUUAAACCAAAUGAAAAAACUGAGACACAGCUAAACUGGAAAAAUUGCAAACUUGGCUAUAGUCACAAGCUUUUGUUUCUGUUUUUUCAUUCAGGCUUAUUUGUUAGAAUUCAGAGUUUAGUGAAUAACCUUAAGUGUCUCGCCCUGGUUCUCACUCUGCCCCCCCCCCUUCCACCCUCUUAUGGUGUGUUCCAGUUGUGUGAACUUUCUGCGAGAAUGGUCCUUGUUGGCCAAUGUGGGGUUAAUGUUUGAGUUGUGGACAAUGUGUUCUGCACUUCUGGUGGGUGCAGACCUUAGUGAUCACUUCCUUGCAUGCUCGGCACUCAGUGAGUCACAGUGCAACUGCCUGCUCAUUAGUGAGCACUAGCUAAAGGCAGAAAAACAUUGCUUGUCUGGAACUAUAUUUCCCAUGCAUUACAUAAUACUAAUUCCUGCACUCUGUCGGGCAAGAUUUGCGUGACAGCACGAAAUCCAUUGGCUAGUGAAGUUUCCCAGGUAUCUCCGCUGUGGUUGGUUUUAUUUUUUUUAAGAAACAUUUUGUCAGAAGCUCAUGGAUUCUAAACAUACCAACACAUAGUUCUUCCUAGCUCUGCCCAUCAGAAAGCAGGACUCACAGGGGUCUUUAAAAAACUCAAAACAUGACGAUCUUGCAACCCUCCCGGUGGCCAACUCCUGGAGGAUACAAAGCCUAGUUGCUGUCUUGUUUUCAUAGAUUCACUUCAAUGUCUCUACCAGAAGACCGCCUAACCCCUCACAGAGUUGUUCACAUGUUGUAAAUGUGUACAGGGGGUUGUAUAUAAAAGCAUUGUAUAUGUUUGAUAAAUGAUUGAUCAUAUUAUGCAUUAUAUUUUUUAAAUGAGUGUUGCGAUUGGAUUUCAGAAUGCUAUUGCAAUAUAGGUAAGGGAGUUUUAGAUUGCUACUGCAAUCUACUAAAUGUCUGAAUUCUAAUUGAUUGUUACAAUUGUUACAGUUCUGAUAAAAUAAAUUAAAAAGUCUGUCUCCACAAACAUCAUUUGAAAUCUGCUGCUGGAAGGUGAACUUUGCGUUUGUACAGGUCGGAGUGGUCAAUGGUCAGUACAGUGUCUUGGAAACGAAUUAAGGUUUCUUUCUGUACUAUAUGUAAGUUGGGCAAAGACUGUGAGAACUCAUUUUUUGGACUGUACUGUACUGGUUCUUACGCUGUAUCUGGGGGAGUUGGCUGUAUACAUGAGCGUUAAGAUUCAGGUAUUUGGAAUCCGUUGCAUAGGAACUCCAAAAGAAAUCAACGGAUUAGAUACCGACACUGUACAGAAUAAUUCUGUUUUUAUUAGGAUUUCAGUGUAAAAGUAGGAUAAAUAAGGAUAAAACGGCAGAGAGCAAAGACUCCCUUUCGAAGAGCGCAGUGACAUCACCUAUUGGAAGGGGACUGUGAUUAGUGGUUUCUGAUUGGCUGGCACAUGUGGCUUGGUGAUAAGGCAAUCUACAGUGUGUGCAAAUAGCGGGCAACAGGUUAUUAUUGACCCAUGGCCCCCUCCACCCCCAUAGCAGUAAUUGUCUGGUAUGCCAAUUCACUACACACAACUGGCCUCAACCCAAGGGGUAACAUUUAGGAUAUUACAAGCUGAUCUCAUAUUCCUGAAUUUCGACGUUUCCAUCCUGGGAUACUCGGUCACAGUCAGACCUUUUAUGUAGAGACAUAUAGGGGAUGUUUCAAGGUAAGUAUCUGCUGGUACAAUGUGGACAUCCUUGAAGAGCCAGCCAGAAAUUAAAUCCGUCAACAGAGCCUGUGUUCCUUGGGUAUAGUUAUAGGUGAAUUAUAGGGCUUUACGUCUACUCCAUACCAAAGUGAUGGGGGAGGUACUUUAAUUUACUAUUGGUAGUCUUCAUCCACAAGAUAAUCCAGAAUGAGUGGGGAGGGGGUUGCUUUCUUGGGUCCAGACUAACAGAGGUCUGUCAUACCCGGAUCUGGUAACUGUUGAGGUCAGAGAGAGAAUUGGAGUCUGAAGGCUUCUCCCCCGAUGAACUAGGAAAAAAAAGGAGCAUACACAAAUUAAAAGAGAACUCGUUAGUGGUAACAUAGAGUUAUGAGUUCUUUAUCACAGGCACCUUCCAAAAUUACACCUUGCAGUAAUUCACAAUAGUGUUGAAACAGAAAAUUAGAAAAAAAAAGGAAAUGAUUGAUUCCAUCAAAGAUCACAAAAAGACAAUCUUUUUAUGCUAAUACAAUUUAAGCCAUGUGUUGCCUUUAUUUGCUUGUUGGUGGAAUAAAGAACUUGCCUUUUCACCACAUCUGAGUCUAGCGUUUCUAUUUCUACUUAAGUAUAUGUUGUUAAGUUGUGGAUAAUAUUUGUGCAUUACCGUCUUUCAGAACGUUCCCUGCGGUGGGGGCUGGAUUGUCCUCUUUGUGGAGAGGAGGUGAUAUCCCUCUUUCGUUCUUUAGGCGGCGAUGGGGGUCCCUUUGUUAUC
This is a messenger RNA of Pelobates cultripes (western spadefoot toad), 17780 nucleotides long. NCBI's taxonomy places the organism in Eukaryota, Metazoa, Chordata, Amphibia, Anura, Pelobatidae. The record is from the annotation of a GenBank genome assembly.